GGGCCCGGGCGCCGCGGGUUCGAGGCCCGGCCCCGCGAGGGGAGGCCGCGCCACCCCCGGGGAGCUGCCGGGCGGCGAGUUUGCCCCGCAACCGAAAGAAGGCGGGAGCCGGCGGGGGGGCCUUCGAAACCCCUUGGCAGCCCGGGCCCGGAAUCCCUAGGGAGCCACCGCGUCCUGGGACGCCCCCCGGGACACCCCUGCUGCAGGGUAGCGAUUCUGGGCCCCCGGCCGAAGGCGCCUCCGGGUGACCCCCGGCGGGGCCCUGCAAGCCGCGGGAGCUGACCCUGGGGCCUCAAGCCGGGAGGCAGGGGCUCUCCGGAGACGCGGGCCUGGGGCUGAAGGAGCCGGGCCUCUCGGACGCGGGGCAGGGCAGCGCCUGUCUGGAGACGGACUCCGGGACUCUUGGGUGCGGGGGUCUCGGCGACCUGCCCCGCGGGGAGCGCAGCCGCGGAGUGGCCUACAGGGCGCCCUCCCCUAGAGGGGCCGGCCCGGGGCGGGGAGAUGAACGGCUUCAGCACGGAGGAGGACAGCCGCGAAGGGCCCCCCGCCGCCCCCGCCGCCGCCCCGGGCUACGGCCAGAGCUGCUGCCUCAUCGAGGACGGCGAGCGCUGCGUCCGGCCCGCGGGCAACGCCUCCUUCAGCAAGAGGGUCCAGAAGAGCAUCUCGCAGAAGAAACUCAAGCUGGACAUCGACAAGAGCGUAAGGCACCUAUACAUCUGUGAUUUCCAUAAAAAUUUCAUCCAAAGUGUUCGAAACAAAAGGAAGAGGAAGACAAGUGACGAUGGUGGAGAUUCUCCUGAGCACGACACUGACAUUCCUGAGGUCGAUCUGUUCCAGCUGCAGGUGAAUACUCUACGACGUUAUAAACGACACUACAAGUUGCAGACGAGACCAGGCUUCAAUAAGGCCCAGUUAGCAGAAACUGUCAGCCGGCACUUCAGGAACAUACCUGUGAAUGAAAAAGAGACCCUCGCCUACUUCAUCUACAUGGUGAAGAGUAACAAAAGCAGACUGGACCAGAAAUCAGAAGGCGGCAAGCUUGAGUGAGGAGGAAGCACACCUUAAAGAAAUGAAGUAUAAUGCUCAAUGCACAGGUGAUAUCUGUGACCAUUAAGCCCAUAAAGACUGUUAAAUAUUAUUGUAAAUAAAAAAGUUUGAAUGAUGAAUACUGUAAAUCUUUUUGGUCAGGAGGAUUAUAUUCUCAUGAUUCAGCAUGUGUAUAGAAAGACUUUGUUUUCAGAUAACUACUGGACUGAAAAAAACAGGUUCAUAAAAAUAAUUUAAAACCAUGUAUUGCAGCAUUCAACAAAGCAUUAAGUCGAUCCUACUGGAAAUAUGGAAUAAGAAAUAUUUUGGUAUUCACCUUGUAUGCCAGGCUGCCACAUGCAAGACAUGGCCCUGGAACAGCAGCAAAGGGCAAUUGAUGGUGGAGGUGUGGGAGCAGACCUGUUUGGACUUGCACACCGCCCACUGAGGACAUAGACGUCCUGCUCUGUUGCAAGCUCUGAUUAGCACAUCAGUUUGACACUGGUCCCUCUCACUUGCCCUGUGCCUUGUACACAGUGGGCACUCCAUCAGUAUUUGUUAGCUAAUUGAGCAGUCACAACAGCGCCAGUCCUGUAACAUCUGCUUCCAUCCUCUCAUUGAGACCUCUGCCAUUUCUGUUGCUCGCUGCUUAACUGCUAGGUGUGGAAGAAGUCCUGGUGCAUCAGCAGGGAGGUUUCAAAUCAGACGAGGGUUUCAGGACCGUUGCAUGUUUUAUUUGUCCAGGUUCCAGAAACAGAAUACAAAGACCCUCACGGGAGGGUCCUUUGCAUGCCUCUCUAUGCUUUACUCUUUGGGGCAAAGUCAUGUAUUGUGAUUUCAGCCAUGCUCCUCCUGGGUACUAAGUGCUUUUUAACAAACAGAAAUUUAGUGUUAAAAAUUUGGGGCUAAUGUUUUGAGAAGUAUUCAUCCUUAGUUCACAGCCACCAGAAAAUCUGCCAAGGACCAUGUGAUUCCUGUUGGGAGUCCAGCUGUGGGAAAGACUGUCUGGCUGCCUUGACUCCCUGGGCUCUGCUAGGCAGCAAAUCAUGAGUUUGAGCAAAAAAGGUCGAUUCCACUUGAUCCUCAGUUUUGCAAGAAAUAUGCCUCCCUUUUAGGGAGAAAGAUCACUAAAAUAAUUUUUCAAAAUAUUUCAAUUAACCUGAUUUUUUGUUGUUGUUCAAAAAUCAAAUUCUUCUAUCUAAUUAUAUCAGAGCCAAAGUAUCCUGUGAAAGCAAAGUUUUAUAAUUCAGAAGUAUACUUGUGCAAAAUUCUCUUAUAGCAUCUUGGUGGGACAGAGAAUGUAGAUCAGAAAAUGGGAGAAAAAGAUAAGAAAAUUGGAUUCUAAUUUCUAACCAUCUUGACAUACAUAUGUUAUAGUCAAAGGUAUGAUUUUUUCCUUCUUGGUUUCAAUUUAAGCCUUAAAUGAUAAGAGGAGCAAUGGACAGCCUGGCAGAGUUUUAGUGUCUUAUCUGAGCUUAAUCUAAGCACUAUCUCAGAGAAGUCAGAACUAAACCCACACUGAGCAGGUGGUGGAAUGUCUGGAGGUCUCAGUUCCGUGGAGCAGAGUACUGUGAUUUCUAUGGAAUGCAAACAAGGCCACCGCUGUCACUAAAAUGCAGUAUGUUCAUUGCCCCAUAGCUUUCGCCAGUGUUCAAAAUGCAUGUCCAGCAGAUUGCAGCUUUUCAAAAUAUGUGUGAAUGAAUGUACAUAGAAUAUACUCUGGGCAAUGAGGGGGCCUAUUUUGAUACGUCUCCUGGCUGUGGAGGGUAUAGCAAGGUGCUCUGAGUGUUUCAGUCAUUCUAAUUCAGUAUGUAUCUAGGGACUAUCCCUCCUUCAUAGCUGACGGAUGUUGGCAUAGCUAUCGAAAAGGCUCAGCAGGGGCUGGAGUUUGGGAGCAGAUGGGCCUGCAGGAAAAGGCAUCAUUAACCUGAUCCAUGGACAUGUCCAUGUCUUAAUGAGGAAGAAAGUGGAUCUUUCUGGUAUGUGAACCAAAAUUGUGGGCAUUAUAGGUCAUGUCACCGUUUCUUUAAUAGCAAAUCUGUUUUCCCAGCUGCGAGCAGUACAUUUCUGGAUAAGGUAUGGUGUUGGGGGCCGUGUGUUCAGCUGCAUCUGUUAAGAACGCUGUUGUUCCAAAGUGAAGCCUGGGAAGCUUUUCACCUUGAACCAGCCACUGCGCACACAUGGUCACAUGUUGUCUUUCCUCUGAAGUGGCUGCUGUGGGAAAGUAGAGAUUGUGGGUAUCUUUUCAACCUUUCAAAACAGGUGAGAGAAAAGCAAAGUUAUUUGAACUUGGGUUUUUCUCAUGUCCAGAAGUCUGUUCUUUCAUCACGCUACUAAACCACUUGCCUUAGCCUCUUCUGCAGUUUUUGAUGGCUUUAUCCAUGGGUAGAAGACUUCUGCCUGUGAGAAAUGGCCAGGCCCUCCAAAGCCACCAGGUCUGGCUCUAGGGAGUGGUGGGUUUGGGGAAAGCAGUGUUCAUCCUGGCUGCCUGCAUUUCUAUGCCACUGUCAAGGACACUUCCCUCCACCUGUGACGUUGCAGCAUUGCCUUCUCUCUUCUUGGUGCUCCUGGGCAAAACUGGAAUUUCAGAUCCAGAACUGGUAUUGUCUUCUUAAAGAGUACAGUUACUGCCUCAGUUCCAGCCUGGUAUGAUUGUUUCAUGUGCCCUGAAGGUUGUCACAUGCAAAUGUCAAUAUCCUACCAUUCAUGUUUCAUUUUAAGGUUUAAAAAAAAAAAAAAAAAAAACUUAGGUUAACAGUGGUAUGUGAAGAAGAUCAUAACUGAAUCUCACAAAAGAUUGAAAGCCAAAGGAUUCAGGACCACUGUUGUAAACAAGGAGGGAUUUCACUGUGUGUUACAGCUGCCGAGUGUUAGAUGUUCCAGUUGUAGUUAAAUAGUCACUGCUAGCCUCUUGGAGAACAGAUUUUAAUAAUGUUUGUGAUGGAAUGUUGCAUCUAACCUUGGCAUUUGAGCUGUUUAUUUUGUGGGAAAUACUUUGUUAAUAUCCACAGAGCAACUGCCUGGUGGAAGGCGGAGGAGGGGGAAGAAGCUUUCUCUGGGAGCCUUGCAUACUGAAGUAGGCUGUCCCACAGGUUGAUCCCAGAGAAGUUGCUUCAUGGAAAUCAUCUGAAGACUCAAUUGCCACAAUGACAAGAUCCAAAGGUUGGGAAAGGGUAUUUAAGUGAUCCAGUCCAGUCUCCCCGUAGGUGCUGACAUUCUGCCUCCAACUGUCCCACCAAGGGAGCAGUCUGGGCUUACACACCUCUGAGGACAGAGAACUCACUACCUCCUGGGGAAGCCUGUUCUACCUUUGUAAACCUCUGGCUUUUCUAUGUUCUCUGUAAUUCUCAUCUUAGUCUCUGCCCCAUGGGGGCCACAUGGAAAGUUUCUCAUUGGCAAGGACCUCAUUUCUGGCAUUGGCCCACAGCAUUGCCUUUGUCAUCUAAAAAGGAGCAGCAAGGACACAGCUGUUUUGGUGUCCUGCCUGUCCUUUCCCUGAGUUUAGUCCACUUAGCUCCUUGUUGGGGAACCUUGAGGAAGCUCCACCAGCCUGGUUAUGCUCACUUGUUCUUGCCAGAGUGGGUGAAGUGGGAGUGGGUGUUACCAGCCUGCUAAAAAAAUAACCUCAGAUGGCUGAGGCCUGAGUUCUGUGCUUGUCCCAUAAAAACUAAUGCUCACAACAUCAUUUAGAAAAACCUACAACUAGAAGAUUAUUAAAUAAUAUCAUUGCUUUGCACAGAGUUUAAAGGUUCCAUGGUAUCUGAGGGCUGUGGCUUCAGAUUCCUGUAAAGACUUCACAUUUAGUGAAAACAAAGCUUGUUGGGGGAGGAGGGCUAGUGUCUCAGUGUCAGAAGUGACAGAUCUUCAAGCUGCAAAGUCCAUCAAGGUUGCUGUUGUCCCAUCAUCCAUCUUUAGAGAAUAGGGAACUAAAGUUGCAAGAUGUGCCUGAGGUUACAUGGGACCUCACUUGGCAUUAUGGGAACUAGCCUUGGGUCCUCUUGACCUGUCCAGCACUCUUCCCCACUCAUUUGCAGUACAACUCUAGUGCAGUCUCAGCUAAGCUGCCUUCAGAUUCUUGAGAACUUGUAACAGAGCAGUCCCCAGCAACAUGACUCUCAGGGACUGACCUGACCUGUGGAACUUAAGGUUGAGUGAAAUGAUUAGGCAGUUUGAAUUUUGCAAAAUGCAUGUAAGGGAGAAGAGUUCUAGCCUGUAAUUUCAGGGUGUAAAGCCCUAGUGGGAGAUGUAGUGUUGUCCUAAAAUCCAGAUUCUCAUGAAGUGGACUUAUUCUGUGGUCUCUUGGUUGGACUUCUGCCUUUAAGGUUGUAUGGUUCCACUGGCCCUGGCUCCAGGUCUAUUCCCAGGAUCUAGACAGUUGAUCUGAAGGGCAAAGGAGCUCAAGAUCAUGCCCAGGAAGCGUGGUGCUUUAGGGGUGCCUUUUUAUUCCAAGUCUGUGGGUAGAAAGGGUUAUGUUGGUCUGGUGUUUGAGGCAGAAACCUCUAACUCAGUUUUCUCAUCUAGCUUUCACCUUCAGUUGCUCUCACUUAAUCAACACUUAAUCAACACAUUUGCCAACGACAGAGGGUUGUACAGAAUCCCUGUUUUUACCCCUCUAUUGUCUGCUAUGCCCAUCGGAGUGUAUUUUGGGGUAUGGGGUUUGCGGGGGGUGGGGGUUGUCCAUUUUGUAACUGCCUUAUUGAAAAGUAAGUGCCCUUCCAUUCCAGGCCUCCUCAUAUUGUACUCAUUUCCUGCCAAAUUUGGGGGAUCAUUUGUAUUUUAAUUUUGUAAUCUAUGGCUCUGUACUGUUGAAAGGCUCUCGAUUCUGUAGAGUCUCCUUGGUAUGUAUGUGACUUUUCAUGUUGCAAUAUCACACAGACUGGGAUGGCCCGACUUUCGCUCUUAAUAAAUGAUCUGAAUAAGUAAGAGA
Molecule: messenger RNA, 5953 nt
Organism: Marmota monax (woodchuck)
Lineage: Eukaryota; Metazoa; Chordata; Mammalia; Rodentia; Sciuridae
Gene: Sap30l
Product: SAP30 like
Exons: 4
Coding region: 502-1047 (181 amino acids)
Biological process (GO): regulation of DNA-templated transcription
Cellular component (GO): histone deacetylase complex
Molecular function (GO): transcription coregulator activity; protein binding
Source: RefSeq, a predicted model, not a curated record